This is a messenger RNA of Agrilus planipennis (emerald ash borer), 1539 nucleotides long. Its product is annotated as putative fatty acyl-CoA reductase CG5065. Gene Ontology annotation, cellular component: peroxisome. Gene Ontology annotation, molecular function: alcohol-forming very long-chain fatty acyl-CoA reductase (NADP+) activity. The record is from RefSeq and is a predicted model, not a curated record. Bases 4 to 1539 code for a protein of 511 amino acids. Gene Ontology annotation, biological process: long-chain fatty-acyl-CoA metabolic process. NCBI's taxonomy places the organism in Eukaryota, Metazoa, Arthropoda, Insecta, Coleoptera, Buprestidae. The transcript has 8 exons.
AGAAUGUCGACCCCAAUGCAGCAAUGGUAUACAGGACGAUCUGUUUUCGUUACCGGAGGUACAGGAUUUAUGGGGAAAAUCCUUCUGGAAAAGUUAGUCCGGGCUGUUGUUGGAAUUAAGAAUGUGUACGUUUUAAUAAGACCCAAGAAAGGAUUAACCCCAGAAGAAAGAUUAGAACUCAUAACAAAGUUACCGAUCUUUGAUAAGAUUCGCGAAACUGAUCCCAAAGCGGUGAAAAAGCUUAUCGCAGUGGAUGGGGAUGUUACUCAAGCAGGACUGGGACUUUCAGACAAAAAUAAAAAGCUCAUCAAAAAAAGCGUUUCUAUCGUCAUCCAUGGGGCAGCAUAUUUACGACUGGAAGCUUGCGUGAAAGACGCUAUCAUUCAAAAUACUUUGGGGACGAAAAAUCUGAUAGAUUUUUGCAAAGAAAUACCUAAUCUUAAGUCUUUAGUUCAUUUGUCAACGGCAUUUUGUCACGCUGAUGUGGAGUAUUUAGAAGAAAAAAUUUACCCUCCAACAAAAGACCCAUACGAGGUAAUGAGACUUAUAGAAUGGUUGGACGAUAAAAGUUUGGAACAAAUCGAACCAUCAUUGCUUUACCCCCAUCCAAAUUCGUACACGUUUUCGAAAAGAUUAGCGGAAACAAUUGUUUAUGAUGCAGGACACGACUUACCAGCGACAAUUUUAAGACCAUCCAUAGUUAUUCCUGCUCUCCAUGAGCCUAUUCCUGGAUGGGUGGAUUCAUUAAAUGGUCCCGUGGGUAUUUUAGUGGGGGCGGGCAAAGGCGUCAUUCGAACUAUGUUGGUUAAUGUUAAUAAUCAUGCAGAAUUUAUUCCUGUUGAUAUUGCCAUUAACGGGAUACUGGUGGGCGCGUGGUACCGGGGAACGAGAGAUUUUCAAGAUACGCCUGUGUACAAUGUGACUCAGUCACAAGAUUUGUUGUCCAUAACUUGGGGAGAAGCUCUCGACAGAAUGAAGGGAGGAUUCUAUAAGAAUCCUUUCGAAUGGACGCUGUGGUAUCCCGGAGGAUAUUUAGGAACCAACGUUUUUAUCCAUAAAUUGUGCAUCAUAUUCAUGCAUAAAAUUCCCGCUUACGUAAUAGACUCUUUACUAUUCAUUCUCAGACAAAAGACUUUUAUGGUACGACUUCAGAGAAGAAUAAGCACAGGUUUGGAAGUACUUCAAUAUUUUGCACUUAGAGAAUGGCAUUUUAGUAAUAAAAAUUGUCUCGUAAUAGCCGACGAAAUGGUAGAAGAAGAUUUAAACACAUUUUACAUGGCUAAUGCCGAAUACGAUGUGGAUAUUUAUAUGCUUACAGCCCUUUUGGGAACACGCAAAUAUUGCAUCAAGGAAAGUUUAAAAAGUAUUCCGCGAUCAAGAAGAAAUUUAAUGAUAUUAUACAUAUUAGAUCGUUUAAUUAAAAUUGUCUUUUUGGGAUAUGUAAUCUGGUUUAUCCUAGACAUUUUUCAUUUAAUGCCCCACAUCUCCACGUUUUGGAGUGAAAACAAAGUAUCUUUAAUAAGUCUUGCACCACAUUAG